AUGAUACCAUCUUUAAAGACUAUAUUGUUUGAUGAUUCAUUCAAUCAAUCAAUACCAAUUGGUUGCCUACCACAAAGCAUACAUACUCUGAAGUUUGGUUAUAAAUUCAACAAGUCAAUCUUACCAGGAUCAUUGCCAGAAUCGUUGGUCGAACUGACCUUUGGCCACGACUUCAACAGGACACUUCAAUGGAAGCCAUCAGCCAUUACAUCAUCAUCAUCAUCAACAUCAUCAUCAUUGGUCAAGGACAUUCCAACACCAUCACUACCACAAUCAAUCACCAGAUUGACCUUUGGUGAGUCGUUCAACAAUACGGUCGCAGCAUAUGAUGGUACUUUGCUCCCGAGAUCAUUAACAGAGUUGAACUUUGGCAACGACUUUGAUCAGCCACUGCCAGCCAACUCAUUGCCAUUGUCGCUAGAGGUACUCAGAUUCUCAAAUUGGUACAAUCAACAGUGCAUGGCGGCAGUGUCACAACUUCAAUCACUCAAACAACUUCAGUUCUCAACACCAGCGAUAUUGACAACGAGUCAAUCACGCCCUCUACCAAAAUGGGAUCCAUCACACACAUUCCCAUCAUCACUCACAUACUUGGCAAUCUCUGUAACUGAGCUGGGUAAAGACCUGAUACUGCCGCCUUUCAUUCAAACAUUAAUCUUGUCAGGACUCAAGUCAGACAUUGUCCCUGGAAUCAUUCCACCAUCACUCACAUCACUGACUCUUCUCGAGUUCAACAAUUUUAUCGAGCCACACUCGUUGCCCAAUGACCUCAAGCACUUGGACCUUGAUCCUCGUUACAAUAGAUUGUUGGCAAGUGGAUCACUGCCACAAUCAAUCACCAAACUAUCAAUUGGAAUUGAUUUUAUACCAAGGAACGACAUUUUACCAACAUCACUCAUUGAGCUCUCUUUCCUUCCUCUAUCUCCAGGGCUGCCACAAAGAACAUUGUGGACAUUCAAUGAACCGAUCGACCAUUAUUUCUUGCCACCCAAGCUCAUGUCACUCACAUUUGGCCCAUCAUUCAAUCGGCCAAUCGCACCCGGUACUCUCCCCGAGUCACUUACUUCAAUCUCGUUUGGCUUUCAAUUCCAUCAGCCAAUCGAACCUGGAACUUUUCCAAACUCCAUCAAGUCCAUAAGGUUUGGUGAGAUGUUCAACAAAGUCCUGGACAUUGGAGUGUUUCCGGAUUCACUGGAAAGUCUAUUCUUUGGACUCUACUUUAAUCAACCGAUUGUCCCUGGUGUACUACCUCGAGGUCUCACAACAUUGCACUUUUGCUACUAUUUCGAACAAUAUCUUUCUCCCGAUACCCUUCCACCUUCGCUCACCUCGUUGGAAAUUGGCAUGAAAGAGGUCCAUGCUGAGCUACUCCCCAAGUCAAUCACAAGACUGGGCAUCGAGAGGAUGUUCAUCCACAAAUCACCAGAGGACCUCCCCAAUCUCAAAUAUCUCAGAUUGCCAUCAAUCAAUUCUCUCGACUCGAUUGGUGACAAAGUACAUGUUGGCGUGGUGGACUUUAACGACCCUUUAACAUUGAAGAUCUUAUCCUGCUUUAAGAUAUCAAUAACCAGACGACUACCAUCUGUCCAUGUUAAGAUUGAUUGUCAAGAGCUCACCAAUGACCUCAUCAAGAUAGUGGCCAACUCAUUCCCCAAUGUACGAGACAUCCACAUUGUCUAUAAUCUAAAGAUAGACAAAGUACUACUUCGAAGGAUUGACAAGAGAAUCUGCAUUAUGAUGAGGGAACAAACUAGAGAUAAACUCAUCAGAAUAAUAGAGUUGGUCUAA
This is a messenger RNA of Acytostelium subglobosum LB1, 1788 nucleotides long. RefSeq lists its product as hypothetical. NCBI's taxonomy places the organism in Eukaryota, Evosea, Eumycetozoa, Acytosteliales, Acytosteliaceae. The record is from RefSeq and is a predicted model, not a curated record. The coding region runs from base 1 to 1788 and encodes 595 amino acids. The transcript has a single exon.